Molecule: messenger RNA, 1665 nt
Organism: Candida albicans SC5314
Lineage: Eukaryota; Fungi; Ascomycota; Pichiomycetes; Serinales; Debaryomycetaceae
Gene: FRP1
Product: Frp1p
Exons: 1
Coding region: 1-1665 (554 amino acids)
Biological process (GO): iron ion transport; intracellular iron ion homeostasis; copper ion import
Cellular component (GO): plasma membrane
Molecular function (GO): ferric-chelate reductase activity
Source: RefSeq, a predicted model, not a curated record
AUGGCUAUUCCAUUUGAUCAACAGUUUUUUGUGGAAAAGGAUAGAAAUAAUAAAUAUGAGUGGUUGAUAUUUGUAUUGACGUUCAUUGUGUUAGCUGGACAUGGGAUACUUUUUUAUUGGAUUCCACGAUACUUGCGAGUCAAUAACAAACGCAACAACUAUUUUAGACUACUUAAAGUGUGGGAUGCAUGGACGAGUUGUGUUCAUGUAUGGGGCGAUUUCUACUUUCAGCCCAGUUUGGUGUUGUUGGGAAUAUUGUUUGUUGGUCUUAAUGUUGGGUUCUGCUUUGCAGAGAUUAAUGAUUUAGAUUAUCAAAGUCGGUUUUAUAUUAUUUCCAAGAGAUUGCUGAAGGUGGCAGUAGGAAACUUGCCGAUUUUAUUAUUUGCUGUUAUGAAAAAUGACUUGUUGACAUCAAUAACAGGGUUGCAACAUGAUAGAUUAGAAUUUGUUCAUAAAUGGUUGUCACGGCUUAUGUGGGUCAUGAUCACUAUCCAUAUGGGGAUGGCUUGUUACUAUUGGUUGAAUCUCAACUUUAAAAUUAUGAUUAUGAUCCCACCACAGAUAUUUGGGUUUAUGGCUUAUGGGAGUUUCAGUAUUUUGAACUGGGCUAGUUUAAAGUUUAUCAGACAGUUUGCGUAUGAUUUCUUUUUGGUGCAACACCGUAUUUUUGCAUUUAUGAUGUUGUUCUUUACAUUUAUCCACAAUCAAGGAAACAGGGCUGUGGUGUUGAUUUCGGUGCACGGGUUGGUUAUCGACAGGGUUGUUAGUAAAGUGUUUGCAUACUUGCACGCCAAAAAGUCGCCCACCAAAGGUAGAUGUACAUUCCGGAUCAUCGAUGACAGCACGAUUUCGGUGGUGAUACCUGUCUCUGAAGCUGGAUACACGUCAAAGUCUUGGUACACGAGAUUCCUCCCCAAAUACAAAACGUGGAAAGCUGGUCAGCACAUUUACUUGAAUGUGGGAAAAAUCAAAUUCUUCCAAUACCAUCCAUUCACGAUUUCUAGUCUUGCUGAAAGUGGGGAGAUGAAACUACUCAUCAGGGUUGAGCGUGGGUUUACCAGAAAACUCAUGAGACAUCUUGAGCAAGUUGAUCAUGAUGAGGUGACAAUCAAAGCUAUGUUCCAUGGUCCAUAUGGUGCUAGGUAUCAGCCGUUGAUAACUUUUGAUACGUGUCUAUUUUUCGCUGCUGGUUCGGGUGGUGCAUUUACAUUCCCAGUUUGUCUUGAUUUGUUGAACCAAAUAGAUAGACGUGAUCAGGAGGGUGAUGUUUUGUUCCGUCCAAAAAACCAGUUUAUCAAAUUUGUGUGGGCAAUCAGAAAGCAAGAUAAUAUUGAGUGGUUUGAGGAUUCGUUGAAACAGUUUGCUGGACGGUGUUCUGUUGAUAUUUAUAUUACCCAGGAAACAAAGGAAGAAUUGCCACUACAAAGAAAGAAUCUGAUCAUUGAAAUAACAAAAUCGUUAACCAACGAUUAUAAUAUUUUGUAUGGGAGACCACAAAUUCAAGAUAUAAUACAACAGCACUCUCAGCUGCUAGGAGCUAACCAGUCGAUGGCAGUUACUUCAUGUGGCUCGCCAUCAUUCACAAACUCCAUCAAACAUCAUUGUCAAAGUGCUAGAAGGGUGAAAGGUGCACCGGAAGUGUAUUGUUAUACAGAGUCGUUUUAG